AUGCCGAGAUCGUCGUCGGGAGCGGAGACGGUCACCGCGUGGGGACCGCACCGCAUCGAGUUGCGACAUCGUCCGUGGCGGCUUUUACGGUCUCCCUCCGAUUCCCGAAACGUAUCUGCACUCGGGCGUUUCGAAACCGUUGCAGAUGCAUUUGAGGGGAUGGAAAGCCAGGAGUCUUCGAGGAGAGACACAAUGGAACCAUACAGCAUGUCAUAUUCCAUGCACGAUUACGCCUGUAUUACCGCAGAUGAGUCACCCGACUACCACUCGUUGCCCGUGGUGGCGCCACCGAGUGAAAACUUGCCAGGUCGGAAGUCGGAGCCAGGGGACCUCAUGAGCUUUCAGCGUCUUCCGAAGUCCCUCUGCUCCAAGGUAUCCACCGUCAAGCGGUCUGAGUCCCUCAAAGAGACGGCUUCACAGCUCAAGAUGACCCUCUCCGCUGAUCCCAAGAAGCCCAAACGACCUCCAAAAGCCCGGGGCUUUCAUUUGACGGAAGAGACCAAGUUUAAUAGCCUGCCGAGACCUAAGAAGAACUCCAGCUCUGGAGCCGGUCACCCACUUCGACGCAGCAAUUCCAACUCUAGCUUGAGAAAUUUCGACUCAAAGAGCAAGAGAGAGGAGAGCCCUUCGAUUGCACCCCAGAAGUCACGACAGCUUCCGAAGCUACCUCCCACUGACAAAAAAUCUACAAAUGAAUCUCCAGAAGCGGCAACUUCAAUCUAUGCCACAUUACCGCGCAGAUCCAAGUCGACCAAAAAGCCAGAAGCUCCAACGCCGAACACAGGACCUUCUCACCGAACUCCAGUUCGUACUGGCAUGACGUCACGAGCCAGCAGCAGUUCGGACUCGGGAAAGUCCACUCCAGUGUCGCGUCCAUCAACUGCCAGGAAACAACUGACUCCUGUAGAGCGAAAGCAGUCACCUUUGACUUCACGUGCCAAGACAACGUCAUCGACGCCGACCAGACCAUCCCCUCUGACCAAGACACCCCAACAGCGAAGGGAGCGACUGGUGAUUUACCAUGAAAGCAGCACACAAACUGUUCUGCAUGGAAGUGAUAUUCAGAGUGCUCUUCAGUCUGCAAGGAGCACUCCAGUGAGCUGUAUAUGUGAACAGCCUUCGCUGAGCAGUGAGGUGAGGUCACGACCUGAUAUCAUCACCACCAUCCGUGAUGAUGCUUCCACGUUGGUUGUCGAUUCCAUAUCCUCGGUGGACCAAGAGGUCCAGGUCGAAAUCAACUUCUAUGACCCAUCGAAGUCCUACACCUUGGCUGACACACAGAACCUGGUCAAUCAGCUGAAGAAGCUGACUGAGGAGCAUUCAAAGCUGGAGGCAGAGUAUGCACGACUCCGAAAUGGCAUUACUGAGGUGGAGACACUCAAGGAAGAGCUGAAGAAGCUUCGAAAAACAUUGGAGGAAGAACGUGCAAUCAAGAAUGAAGUGCAGCAGGAACUGGAUGACACCUCUCAGCGUGUCCAGAACAUGCUAAACUCCCUAGAAGGUGUUGAAAAAGAGUUCACAAAUCAAGGCCUGAGCCUGGCAGAGCUUGAGAAGAAACUGGAGCAGGGUCACCGGACAAUUUUACGUCAGCAGGAGGAGAUUGACUCGUUGCAUCAGCUGGUAAUCACCCUCAAGAAGGACCUGGAGAAAAGCCUUGCUGCUCAGAAAACUCUUUUGCAGCAGCUCCAGGAGACAGAGAGUGAAUCACGUGAGCUGCAAGAGUUCCUCCAGGUGGAGAAGAACACUCUGCAAGAAGCCCUGAAGGAUUCAGAAGGAGAAUUGAGACGACUCCGUUCUGAAGCACAGGAGCGGGAAAGGCUGUUGCAUGAGCAGACUGUCCGCUACAGUCGCCUCCUUCAGUUGGCCGAGGACAAGAGGUCAGAGGGGAGUGAGUCGGACAUGUUACUGCAUCAGGGUGCAGAGAUGUCCAGCUGUGCUGUGGUGCUUACAGAUCUCCUUAGUCGCAUCCACAGUGUCACUCUUACCCUUGCCAAGUCUUUCCAUGUCUCCCCUCCUUCACCACUCAAGCUGAGCAAUGGCGUGAUCAAGAACGGUGAGUCGGGUCUCCCCAAUGGGGAUUCUGCAAAGGGAAGUGAGGUGCUAGCAGAACUCCUGGAGAGUGGGAGUCCAUUAGAGGAGAGGGAGGUGAAUGGAAUGGGGCUGGUGGAGCAGGUGAUGGAGGCUGACCGAGGUCUCACACACCUCCUCCGUGUCUUCCAUGCUGCCCUCCAUGGCCUAGAGGGACGACUCCAGGAGAUACAGGGACAAAAGUGA
Darwinula stevensoni is the source of this 2274-nucleotide messenger RNA. The record is from the annotation of a GenBank genome assembly. NCBI's taxonomy places the organism in Eukaryota, Metazoa, Arthropoda, Ostracoda, Podocopida, Darwinulidae.